AUGGGCGAUCGUGCGGCAGAAGUACUGCAGGCGUUGGCCGCUGCAGCGCCGCCGAAAGCUUGGGCACCCGUGAUGCGCACACUCGGGAACGGCUUGUGCACGAGACGUUUGAUGGGGCAGAUCGGCGGUAUUGGGUUCAGUUUCAGCUGCGCCUGGGAAGACGCUUCAAGCGAGAUCUACGUUUGCUGCCCUGGUGUCGCCGAUUUUGCUCGUCGGCUUUUAGGACCGCCGUUUGCCCUGACCCCGCCAGACCAGCUGCUCGACUUCUUGCUGCUCGACCAGUGCCAGGCAGCCGCACCACCCCAAAUCUGA
Prorocentrum cordatum is the source of this 312-nucleotide messenger RNA. The record is from the annotation of a GenBank genome assembly. NCBI's taxonomy places the organism in Eukaryota, Dinophyceae, Prorocentrales, Prorocentraceae.